AUGGACUCCCGGCACUUCAACGUCUUCUUCGCCACCUACCGAGCUUUUGCCCAGCCUGUCGAUGUUCUGGAUCGACUGCUGAAGAGGUAUGAAUCCCUCGACAGCGACUCGGCAGGCAGCACCUCGGCGCUGGUCAUCCAGAACUCGAUCCGCUCGGUGCUCAUCUGCUGGAUGGACAUGUACCCCGAGGAUUUCUACUCGGCCGAGACUGACUUUGCCAUGCUGACCAAUCUACUGGAUUUUGGCCUAAAACAUAAGAUGCCCGACGUGCGCGCCAAAGCCCGGAAAUUGCGAGAGCGUUUCAAGCUGAUCGCCAGUCAAGGUGGAAUGAUAGCCGCCCUGCCCUCGCUAGACCAGCUAGCCUACGCGUUUGGCUACGACCACGCGGAUUACGUGAACAACGCCCGGGAGCGCGCGAAAAUGUUCGACGUCGGCCGGGGGAACUGCGUGCAAAUUGCCGAGCAGCUCACAUUUUGGGAUGCGGCGCUCUUCAAAGAACUCCUCACGCACCAAUGCCAAGGUUGCAUGUGGUCGAAGAGAGAAAAAGUCAAACCGGAAAAGGUGUAUACGGUCAAGGCAACAAUUGAUCAGUUCAACGCCGUCUCCCGACGCGUCAUGACGUCGAUCGUACUCCCCGACUGCCGCCCCGAUUUUCGGUCUAAGAUCAUCGCCAAGUGGAUUGAUAUCGCGAGGGAACUCCGAGCCCUGAAAAACUUCUCCUCCCUAAAAGCCGUCAUCUCCUCCCUCCAAUCCGAGCCGGUGCACCGGUUGAAAAGCGCCUGGGCGCUGGUGCCAAACCGCUCCAUGGCCCAAUUCGCCGAGCUGGCCGCAAUUUUCGCCAUCGACGUCGAUGGGGAUGAACAUAAUGCGCGAAAAAUUUUGGAUGAGGAAGGCACUGCAAAAUCAUCACCCCUACGCCGACCCCAGUUAAUCCAAAAUUGCCGAAGAACGAAGAGUGACGUAAAUCUGGCAGAAUGCCAAGGCACUGUACCGUAUCUUGGAUCGUUUCUGACUGAUCUGACGAUGAUUGAUCAGGCAGCUUCGGAUUUGACUGAAGAUGGCCACAUCAACUUCGACAAGCGCAGGCGAGAGUUCGAGGUCCUCGCCAAGUUGCGGUUAUUCCAAUCCGCAGCCCGUGCCUAUAAGAUUCCGAUGGAUCGCGAAUUUUGCGCAUGGUUUUUCUAUCUACCGUGUUUGUCGGAGGAUGAUUGCUUCCAACGCUCGAUGGAAAUCGAGAAGCCGCCACCAAUUUCCACUCCGGAUUUGAGCCGACAUAAUAAUAUUAACUCUUCCGGUUCAAACGUCCAUAAGAGCUCGACGCUGUCGCGGAUCUUCAAUAACUCACGGGUCAGCGAGGAUAGCCAUUCGAUUUCCGGAAAUGGCACUCCGUUGAUGGGCCAGAAUUCGAGGGAUUCUGGGAUUCAUAAUGAUGACUGGACUGAUGGAGGCAGUGGCACUCCUGCAAUGUCGAGAAUGGCCGAUUCCGGAAAUCCGACAUCAUAUUCCACGGCCCCGUCGACUCCAGCCUCGACGAUAUCUGGUAAAGCGGGCCGCUCGAUUUUCUAUCAGACACCGCCACGCAUUGGUUCCGAAUUCUCACCAAUGGCCAUGUUCAACCCCCAUCAGCGGACCCAUUCGAGUGACAGCCAUGAUCGGAAUCGGCUUCCGGCAGAUUAUCCGGCCUCAACGGCUUCAUCUGGGUCCUCACACUCCAACAACUCUGCGCCAACUUUCCACCUGGCGAGAGUCGGACUGGAUGAUAGCGUCUAUACGGAUCAGAGCGGAGGCGCCAAUUACAAGUGUAUAAAGGUCGAGGACGGUGAUCGUAUGCCAGAAUUUAUCGACCGGAUCCUCGAAAAACAUCUUUUGGAUGGUGAUCGAAGUGAAUUCUGUGUCGUGCAAUUGUUGGAGAAUGGAGGUGAAUUCACCCUCCCCGACAAGUGCAACCCGUUCUACGCCCUCGCGCCCGACAAGUCGCACAUGUUCAACCUCAUCCUACGCCGGAAGAAGGAGAUCGACGGCGGGUCCCAAUCCCCAGCCCUCGGCCCGUCGGCCAAGAAGCUCAACAAGAUGAAGCGCAGUAAUUUGCUGAGAUGGAGUAGUGGAUAUCUU
This is a messenger RNA of Mesorhabditis spiculigera, 2112 nucleotides long. The record is from the annotation of a GenBank genome assembly. NCBI's taxonomy places the organism in Eukaryota, Metazoa, Nematoda, Chromadorea, Rhabditida, Rhabditidae.